AUACUUUCAGUUAGGUUAUUUCUACAGCCAGGUUCAGACAGACAGCUAGCCAUUCUCUGGUUUAUUUGAGUACGAAUAAUUACGGAUUAGACCAAAAAAAAAUGAAGUCUAUUCUGUCAAUCGUUGUACUUGGGCUCAUUUACAGCGCUGUGGAGUCCAAAGAAUCUCCUCCCAAGGUGCAGGUGUACAGCCGUAACCCAGGGGAAUAUGGGAAGGACAACACCCUGAUCUGUCACGUGAGUGGCUUCCACCCCCCUGACAUCAGCAUCCAGCUCCUGCAGAACGGCGAGGAGAUCCCCAACGCCAAGCAGACAGACCUGGCCUUCGAACAGGGCUGGCAGUUCCACCUCACCAAGAGUGUUGCCUUCAAACCAGCCAGCGGAGAGGAGUACUCCUGCAGAGUCCGCCACCUGAAGAAUCUGAAGACCUACACCUGGGAGGCUGAUAUGUAAGGAUCAGGAUCAGGACUUACUGGGUGCCAUUCUAUCUGUGGCCGUCCAAUCCGUACCACCCCUACACUAGUGCUGAGAUAACUAACUUCCCCUCUCAACAUGGGCUUUAGUUUUCAUUUUUGGUAACCCAAGGGGCCAGUUUCAAGGGUUUCGAAUUGAAAAUUAUUACUAAACACAACAUUAUUCGAUUUUGGGCAAGCGAUUCUUUAUUGACAUAGCAACACUGCUGAUGCACAUUCUCUCAAUCUAAGUCACUUCUUUAAUAAACGAUCAUCAAGGCUUUAUCAAGCGUUUUUAUUUUUGGAUUUAAAAAAAACAUUAAUUUCCUUGAAAUUGGUACCAUUAGAUUUGAAUACUUUUUUUCUAAAAAUGGAAAUAAAUAAAACAAACUCCAUAACUUGCACUAUUUGAAUGUGGUUUUAGCUACAAGCAAAAAUCGGUAACAGUGUAAUGUAAAGUCAGAUAUUUGAUCAACAUAUAUUUUUUUAAAGCCCAAAUAAUUUUAGAGGAGGCCCACGUGAUAUGUAUUUGUGUGACUUUUAAAUAUCAACGUCCUUUUUGGUUUGAAGUCAUUUUUAUCAACAUAACAUCUCAUCUUCUGUCUAUCCUUCAACAUUCCUGUAAAUUACCAGUUAUCAACAGUCUAAUACAUGGGGCCUUUUUACAGGAAUAUUUUUGAUAAGUAGAGAACUGUAAUUUCUUUACUUUAAAAAAAAUACUAGUUUGUUCUGUCUUUGGGUGUGAUACACAACACUGUUCUGUUGAGUUUGAUUAAAAAAUAAAUUGUAAACUAUUUACAUUAAUUGGCUAACUAUUUGAUUUAAAUGUUUUUAAUUUAAAGAAAUACAAAAUCAUUGAACAAAAAUGCACUUUUUAUGUUGUAUUCGUUGGUAUUUCUUGAUUAAAUGUCUAAGUAAGGA
Messenger RNA from Coregonus clupeaformis (lake whitefish), 1372 nucleotides. RefSeq names its product beta-2-microglobulin. NCBI's taxonomy places the organism in Eukaryota, Metazoa, Chordata, Actinopteri, Salmoniformes, Salmonidae. Gene Ontology annotation, cellular component: MHC class II protein complex. The transcript is spliced from 4 exons. Bases 102 to 452 code for a protein of 116 amino acids. Gene Ontology annotation, molecular function: MHC class II protein complex binding. The record is from RefSeq and is a predicted model, not a curated record. Gene Ontology annotation, biological process: immunoglobulin production involved in immunoglobulin-mediated immune response; positive regulation of T cell activation; antigen processing and presentation of exogenous peptide antigen via MHC class II.